CUUUCCUUGUUACUCAAUCUCUCUUUUUUCCAAGCGAGAAGAAAAGGCAGCACAGGUGGCCGGGAUGGAUGGGGUGGAGUACAGAGAAUCAAAGGAAGUGAACGUGGGAAACCGAACAAGAGGGAGGAGUAGUUAUGAUUUAAUUCUGAGGGUUUUGGCGUUGGUGCUCACUUUGGCGGCCGCUAUUCUUCUUGGGGUGGACAAGCAGACUAAGGGUUCGCAAACUGCUAAGUGGCAUUACGUGUCUGCCUUCGUGUAUUUUGUGGUGGCCAAUGCUACUGUAUCUUCAUACGCAGCCCUCUCUCUAGUCCUUUUAUUCACAGGCACGGGUGCAAACCGCGUCUUAAAGUUGGUGAUCUUCGUCGUCGAUACGCUAAUGGUGGCAUUGCUCUUCUCCGGCAUUGGAGCCACCACCGCAGUCGGCUUAAUUGGCUUCCAAGGGAAUUCUCACCUCGGGUGGGGAAAAGUGUGUAACGUGUUUGAUAAAUUUUGCCAUCAAGUGUUAGGAUCUGUUGCGCUUUCUGUGUUUGGAUCACUAGCAUUUAUCUUGAUAGUUGUCUUCUCUGCUUUGAGAGACAACUGAAAAUCCUAGGGUAAAAUGGUCAAGUAUGUAUUAAUAACAAUAUUAUAAGGCUCCCUAAUAAUGUUAUGUCCUGCAUUUGUAUCAAAUAAAUUGAAUGAGUUUCUGAAUC
Molecule: messenger RNA, 692 nt
Organism: Alnus glutinosa
Lineage: Eukaryota; Viridiplantae; Streptophyta; Magnoliopsida; Fagales; Betulaceae
Product: CASP-like protein 1E2
Exons: 2
Coding region: 65-583 (172 amino acids)
Source: RefSeq, a predicted model, not a curated record